AGUAAGAUGGCUGUCUGUAGCCUCGUGCUGCUGCUCCCCGCCUCGACCCGCUCACAGUCACACAACUCAGUCACACAACUCCACUACACUUUCUGUCGGGUUUUACGCAUUGUAUGGACCCUGACUCAUUAAACUAAGCGACUACGGAAUACGACGCUCGAAUGGUACCCGGAUUCGAUCCGGUGUAGAGGUGGGAAUGAAUCGGCACCAGGAUGCUUGGUUCUAAGCUAUUAUUUCUAUUCAAUGGUAGCUUUUGAUUGUGCCUGACGAGAGCGAGAGAGAGAGAGAGAGAGAGAGGGAGAGAGUAUCAUGGCCGCUCAGGUCGCCACUCUCAACACUAGCCCGCCUUCAGAACUAAAAAAGCCGGAUCGAGAACCAAAAGAGGAGUCGGUACCGGGGGAAAAACAGACGGACAAGAAACCCUCGGGAUUAGACAGCGGAUCACCGGGACGGGGAGACCUGCAGGACGGGGCCGACGGAGGAAAUGCAGGGGGAGGAGGGGAACCUGAGAUGAAGAACGGGAAUGGGAACCCGCCCAGGCCUAAUAAUAAUCAGAAUGAUUCUAUCGGACCGGAUGGGAAUAACCACCCUGGUAUGGUUAAUCACCACGGGUCCGCUUUUCCUCCACCCUCGUACGGAUACAGUCAGCACUACGGUCGGGCCCCUUUUCAUCAACAUGGCGGACAACAAAGCCCUGGCAUGGCAGCUGCUGCAGGUCCGGUCGUGCAGUCGAGCAACAUGAUCGACCCAUAUCAACCCAACUCGCACGACCAUGGAUUUUCUAGCCAUCCGUUCAACAAUUACAGCCCCUUCCCAAACAGAACUCCCUAUCCCGGCCAAGGAUACGGCAUGAACUCCCCACGCAAUACCCAGGCACCGACAGCUGGGGGACAGCCAGCUAAGCAACAACCAGCGGGAGGACCCACAGCAAUGGCUGGAUCUUACAAUAAUCAGAGAUAUACUAUGGGAAACCCUCAGCCCACAUCCACCCCGACACUUAACAAACUCCUAACAUCCCCCAGUUCUACCCGGGGGUACCCCAACUACCCGCCCGGUGACUACAGCGGUCCAGAAGGCGCUACUAAGGGACCAGCAGACAUGGGCAGCAGCGGUCCUUAUGGAGGCAGCAACCCGGCCUGGCAACAAAGACCCCAUCACCCGUCGCCUAUGAGUCCGGGAAGUGCCGGGCCACCGCUUGGCAGAAACCAGCCUCCUGGACCCAUGGACCCGAUGGGGAAGAUGCGAGGCCAACCAUACGGAGCAGGGAGUCCGUACUCCCAGCAGCCCGGGCAGGGGCCCCCGACCGGGCCCCAACAGGGACCAGGCUACCCAGGCCAGGCGUACGGCCCCCCGGGUCCGCAGCGAUACCCGGUGGGGAUGCAGGGACGCGCUCCCGCGGGCAUGGGGGCGAUGCCGUACGGCCCACAGAUGGGGUCCUACGGCCAACAGGGACCGGGAGGGUACGGGCCUCAGUCCCAGGCCCAGUACUACGGCCAGCCCGGCCAGGCCCCCCACCCCGGCCAGCAGCAGACGGCCUACCCCCAGCCCCCCUCCGGACAGCAGGGCGGGCAGACGCCUUACCCGGGCCAGCCCCACCCGGCGCCCUCCUCCUCCUCCGCCGCCGCCCACAGCCAGGGCGCGCCGGCCUAUCAGCAGCCCCACAUGCCCCCCCAGGGCCAGGGCCCGCCGCCGGGCGCGUCCCAGGGCCCGCCGCAGCAGACGCCGUACUCCCAGGCGUCGGCGCCUCAGUCCGGCCAGUCCCCGUAUCCCCAGCAGCAGGGGCCCCCCAGCCAGGCGCCCUCCGGCCUGCCUCCCUCGCAGGCCGGCCCGCAGGCUCCCGCAGGGCCCCAGGGCCAGUCCAACUACCCGGGGGCCACGCAGGGGCCGCAGCAACAGCAGCCGUCCCAACAGCAGCAGCAGCAGCAGCAGUCCUCCUCCCAGCAGCAGGCAGCCAGCCAGCCCUCACAGCAGACCCCAGGACACGGGCCCCAACACCCACCCCAGGGCCCGUCGGGAGCGUACCCCCAAAACCCUGCCGCUGCACCUCCUACCACACAACAGCAGCAGCAGCAGCAGCAGCAGCAGCAGCAGCAGCAGCAGCAGCAAGCACAACAGUCUCCUUACCAGCGGUUUCCCCCUCAACAACAGCCCCAACAGGAUCUGUCGGGCUCCCUCGAGGACCUGCCCGUGGGCACCGAGGCGGCCAUGAGCCCCGGCGUGAGCACGCCCGGGGUCAGCACGCCCGGGGUGAGCACCCCGGGGGUCUCCAGCAGCCAGGGGGACCAGAGCAACCCGCCCUUCUCGCCCCACACCUCGCCCCACCUGCCGGGCAUCCGCGGCCCUUCGCCGUCGCCAGCCGGCUCACCAGCCAGCGCCGGCGCCGGCCGCAGCGGCCCGCUGUCUCCCGCCAACAUGCCAGGUAGGCCCGCCUCACUUCCUGGACCCCGUGCCCUCACUUCCUGGACCCCGUGCCCUCACUUCCUGUCCCCCGUGCCCUCACUUCCUGUCCCCGUGCCAGGCGAGGGCGGUUCUAUUUGA
This is a messenger RNA of Gadus macrocephalus (Pacific cod), 2538 nucleotides long. RefSeq names its product AT-rich interactive domain-containing protein 1A-like. NCBI's taxonomy places the organism in Eukaryota, Metazoa, Chordata, Actinopteri, Gadiformes, Gadidae. The record is from RefSeq and is a predicted model, not a curated record. Bases 310 to 2538 code for a protein of 742 amino acids. The transcript has 5 exons.